Prorocentrum cordatum is the source of this 589-nucleotide messenger RNA. NCBI's taxonomy places the organism in Eukaryota, Dinophyceae, Prorocentrales, Prorocentraceae. The record is from the annotation of a GenBank genome assembly.
UUCCGCCACGCGCGGAGGCCGAGGUAGAGACGGUGCGGGCCACCUUGGCGCGGCUUCGAGCGCUGACGCUCAGCGGACGGCGAGGCCGCAGCCGAUUCCGAGGGAGGAGGCGACUCCUCCCCCCCUGGCGCGAGCGGCCGCUGCUCGGCUGCCGGGCGCUCUGGCCGGGCGCUGGGCAGCGACCGCUCGCGUGGGGAUCCUGUGCUGUGAAUUGGGCGGUCGCGCCCGGACCCAUGCAGAGAGAAAGGAGGAGGAGGAGGAGGAGGCGGAGGAGGAGGAUGAGGAGGAGGAGGAGGGAGAAGGAUGGAGGAGGACAAUCACGAGGAGCAACAACAACAGCAGCAAGCGUAUGCAAAAAAGGGUCUACGUCCUGAUGGAGAUCAGGCCACUGCAGACAUUGAUGAAUCCAUUCCGCGAGGAGCUUGACUUGUUCGGAGGAGGAGGAGGGAGAAGAAGGAUGGAUGAGGAGGAGGAGGAGGAGGACGAGGAGCAGCAACAACAACAGCAGCAAGCGUAUGCAAAAAAGGGUCUACGUCCUGAUGGAGAUCAGGCCACUGUAGACAUUGAUGAAUUCAUUCCGUUGCUGUAG